AUCUUGUCGGCUAUAAUGAGCUAUAACAUUUAUGUGCAAUUUUUCAAAUAAACAAUCAUAUAAAUACUUUCUAGAGAUGUUAAAGAAUGUAUGUAGGAGAUAACGCUUAAUAAUUUUUUUACACCUGUAAGAUUAUUGAAAAAUAUGAAACGACUCAUGGUAGAUAAUAAAGAUGUAAAGAAAAUGUGUAUUCGAGUAUUAAACAUUUUAAGGUUAUCAAAUAACAUUAUUAAAUGAUUGGAAACAUGCUUCAGAGUAUUAUGGUUACGUUUCUUAUCAAGCAUUGAAAACAAUUGAAAAUCUAUACUUUUCGUAAUAUUACACAAUUUUACUUUGGCAAAAAUUUUAUUUUGGUGCCGCAAUCGCGAGAACAAUCACGACAAAUGCAGAAAACUCUCGCUUUGGAACAAAUUUUACUUCUCGGCGUGCAAUACAAUUCGAGAUUUAAUAUCGAAUUUCUGGUGAGAUUCCACCGACGUGUUUUAUGAAUGACGCGAAACCUUAGCGGCGCCAUAUGCACGUGCCAUUACACACUUUUUUUCGGUUAAUUAAUCGUGCAUUAUCGUGCGCUCGUAACCCACUUCCACCGCCAAUAAACGGUUUCUUUAGUCCACUUUAGAAGGCAUUCUUGAAAUAAAAAGAAUAACAACAAAAUAAAAUUCUAGACGGAAAAACGAUAUCAAAACUUUAAUAGAGUAGAAAGUGGUAUCAUAAUCUUUGUAUAGUAAUCACUAAUAUUUUAUUAGAUGACGAAUUCUAGUAAUUAUUUGUUUAUGAAAUUAUUUGUUUGUUGCCUGUCGUUAUGCAGUGACGCUAAUCUGUUAAUAUAUAAUAAUUGAAAUUUGUUAUAAAGUAUAUUUACUUUUUACUUUUAAACCUUCCAAAAUUUAUUAAGAUGCAUUUUGAUUGCAUAUUUCCUCAUUCUUUUAAAAGUUGUUUUAUUAAAUAAAUAUAUGUAUGUUUGAGUCUUUUAUAUUUAAUAUUUUAUUUAGCUGUGUGUUUAUAGUCAAUUACUGAUAAUAUCAAUUAUAUUAUUAUUUUACAUGUUUGUAACAUUUUGAAAUUGUCUUGUUUAAAUCCAUUUUUAGAGAGAAGAUUUAAUCGAAAAUAACUCUUAUAAUACUGACUUAUAAUACUGACUAAUUAUAACAGUAGAAGUAUUAUAAAAAUAUUAUAACGAACAAUAUAUUAGCUAAUAAAUAAAACAAACGCAUAGUCAAAUUACAUUCAAAUUCAAAUUAUGGAAUUCAGACACUCGCAAGUAGUGUCCAUAACCAUAAAACCCAAGCAAUAUAAGUUUAUACGUCAAAUGCAUGUGCGCAUUACGUCAAACAUUCAAUUAUGUCAUUUGAAAGCCAUAUUCCAGCCCUUCAAAUCACACUAAAGUUAAAAGAUUAAUGCCCGACACAUUUCUCAAAAUAACGUAAAAACACAUCUAUAAAACUUUCGACUGUCUGCAAUGCAGCUGAAAUGCGACUCAAAUGCAGCUUUUACGACAGCACAAUAAACAUUUAGUGGCCAUGUUAUAACGUGUAUAUAGUUUAAAGAAGUAAUUUAGACGAUUAUUUCUAACAUUCAGUGUACAAAGUGUACAAAAUAUCAUGAAUACCAUAAUCCCACGUCUAGUCUAUAACUGUCUCCUCUCCUCUAUCGCGAUCAUAUUUCUCUCUCUCUCUCUUUUCCGACGCGUGUAAUCGCAACGCUCGUUAAAUAUCGCGAACCUCAUUGUCCCCUGCGCGAAACGAUUUCACUCGCGCGGGCCGCGAAAGCGAGGUGAUGUUCCACGUUCUCGCGGCGUAUCGAUAAUCUCCGGGAGAUUAUUUGUAGAACAUCUUAAUUUCACAAUAACGGGAGUUAUGAAAGUACUGUAACUUUUGCCUAAAUCACGGGAGAAAAUCGAUCGUAACGCGGCGACAGCGAUCUGGUGCGUGAAGUACGAACGGGGAAAAGGCAAGAAAAGUCUGCGGUCGCGCGUCUUCCCCGGGGCGAAAUGGAGCGGCGCGGGAUCUUACUCGCUCGAUUCUUUCGUGAAGCGUGAAAUUCCUCGCGUCAAGCAAGAAGAGCGAGCUAGCGAGCGAGCGCGCGCUUCGGAAAUCGAACUUGACCCUGAAAGUUUCGCCGGUUCGCUUUGACAAUCGAACGUCAGGAGAGAAAGGCGGAAAGCCGGCGUGCGAGAAUAUUCGAACGUCAAUUUGCCCGUCAAUCCGCUCAUUGACGCAUUGAACGUUCUACUUUUACUUCAAAGUAACAUGUUUUUCGCAACAGUCGACCCAAAACGUAACUUAUUGCUUAUUUACUUGCGGAACAAUUAACCAUAGAACGGAACUUUGCACAAGUUACAUCAUCUUGCGUGCCAAAAGUACUUGUGCAAAAAAGAAAAUUUUGUUGAGAUUUUUUGACAAUUGUAAAGAAUGAUUCUAUUUUUAAUAACAAAUUGAACAAACUAUAAAAAAACGUAUAAUUAAUUAAAGAUAUAACGUCAUUCGCGCACAACUUUCACAGUUUAUUUAAAUUAUUAACAACAUUUCCAAUUGCGUUUUAAAUACCUUGCAGGGACUGUACGUGCGAUACAUCCCGAACGGCGAGAAGUUAGCCGCGGAAUUCGCGCGCUUGAAUGCGCGACUUACUUUGCUUUGUUCACGCCCACGCGUUGCGGUGUUUAUCCAGUCACGCGCGAACUCGUCGGUAACGAAAAUCAGAAAACAAUUCGCUCGACGCAAUGCAGCCGUUAUUCGACUUGUGCGUGAACGACGUAGACGAUCUGCUGCCACACAUGAAGAGACAAUUAAUGUCGGGGAACGCGCAGGUACAACGGGAGAUCCUCAAGUUCCUGAGGGAGACCAAUGAAAAACAGAAAAGCUGCGUCGUGCGAAAGCUCGUCAAAUUCGACGUGAUAUCUACGAUGUGCGACACCAUGCAGACGUCGGACGAGGAUUUCGUAAAAAUCAUUCUCGAGUGCUUUGACAUCAUGAGUCCUCAUAGAGAGUUUUACGAAAAUCAAGCGGCCCUGAUAGCUAUACAGGCGAUGUUGAGACUCAGUUAUUGCAUAAGUAAAUCGUACAAAGUCUCAACAUUGUUCGAGAAACUUAUACAGGGCAUUUCCGACAUACUUGUCAGAUCGCUAAAAUUAGAUGUGAGUUUCGACACCAGCUGCAUCCUGCAACAAAUUGUUCUUUUUGUAAAGAAUUUGAAUAUCGAGGAUGUGCAAAAGAUUAAGCUAAAAUUUGCGGCUGUCACAAUGUUAAAUGUCGUCUUGCAAAAACAAACGGCAUUCGAUGAAAAUACCGAUGCGAAUAUGAUCAUCGACAUCUGUCACGAUGUAAUCAAGUCAAUGACAAAAAUUGUCAAAUGCGACGACGAGGACGACACGAUUUUGUUCGCCGCCGAUUUAUUAUGCAGUACCUGCGCCAGCAGUUCUCGGUUUUGCUUUAUGCAAGACUCGAUGGAGACGAAUGAAACCGAGUCUAAAAUUUGCGAGAAAAAAGACGAUCUCGAAAUUUACGUAUAUAAUACUAUAAUGUAUGUAAUCAUACCGUACGUUAAGGACGCAAACUUGUCUCGUCUGGAUUCGAUUAACUUUCAUAGAAAUCUCGUCUCAUGUCUGAAUUAUUUAUAUCAAUUAAAAAAUUGUAAUAAAGACAAUUUGUCAAAUCACUUGACUGCCAAUGGUUACUUAAAGCGGUUCUUAUACUUGACUGUGCGGGUCCCAGAUAAUUUACGAAGGAGCACCUGCCUAUUACUAACACGGAUCCUAAGUAUUCUCAGUAAAACGGUAUUUUCUAUAUACGACACGACGACGUUUGCAAAUAUUUUGCAACAAAGCCUCCUUGAGUUGCCGAAAGAUCCGACAAAAUGGAAUGACCAGAUAGCAGAAAAAAAUAGACACGGGUCGACCCUCGUAAUUUUGCUAUACUAUCAUUUUCUUGGCACCCAAGAGUAUGAAGAAAAUCUAUACUUUAUUAGCUUGUUUUAUUUCAAUAUUACAAUUUCUAUAUUUCCCUUACUCUUUAGAAACGACGUGAUAUCUUUAGAAUCGUUAACUGCCAGAAUCAUGCUACUACCAAUAUCUGUGCCAAUUUCCGUUCCGAUUUUAAAGCCCUUAUGGCUACUGUUUGCUGUAACAUCUCUGUCUCAUUCGCGUCCUAAUGCAGUGUACAACUAUGAAAAUGCGAUCGACCAGAUGACGAAGAUCUUGCUACAUUCGGAGAUCAACAAAUUCUAUACCCAUCAUAUCAAUCUUCUGCAUUAUUGUCUCAAAUGUCCGUACAUUUCACCAAACUUAUUACAACAAGUUUUAAAUUUGUGGCUGAUAGAGUCCGAUGGCGAUAUCAGGCCACUAUCGUUCAAUUACACUAAAGUCGUUGAACAUUUAUUGAACACCAUACUUGCCGGUUGUCCCAAACAUAUUGUCGACAUUGCUGUAAAAGGAUUACAUUAUUUUGUGCAAAUCAUCAAAGACGACGAACAACUCACGGAACAAGUCGCGGAUAUUGUAUGGCGUGUAUUACCUGAUCUCCUUUCAUCGUAUCAAGCAGAUACUGCCAUGCAUAUAGAGAAGAUUCUGGAAUUGACCAGUAUUAUCCGACCAUCCACAAACAUACCGUUGUUUUUCCUAAUACGAACCGCCAAUAAUAUUACCAGUAUUAUAUUGACGAAGAAUAGGGAUCCGAAAUUCGUGAGUUUAGUUUUAACACAGGCGUACACCUUGUUAGACGUCGCUAUGUCGUGCCAGUUAUUUAAAGUGCUUGAAAUAUACAUACAGCAAUUUCAGUUAUUACAACUUUUAUACGACUAUGGAUUUUCAAAACAAAGAUCACAAUUAUCCACCGCUGGUAUAAAACUGCUUACAUUUAUUAUUUCUUGUCAAAAAAAGUCAUCAGUAAAGUGCACAAAGCCGUUGACGAUCAAAAUAACAAAUUUGGUUGACCUGUUCAGAUACGCAAGAAAGUCACCGUGCUGCAUAAUGAACGGAAUGCAAUUUAUAUGCGAAUUGUUAACAUUAAAUGAUAAUGGCUCAGCUGUCGUUUUAAAAUAUAUCAUGAAUGAUAAUAACAAUAUGUAUCUACUUGAGCUUUAUGAAAGUCUCCAGACCAUUCAUGCACAGAACCAUCCGAUGUUGCAAAAUAUGGUAUAUCAAAGUUUAGUAACGCUAUUACAAUUUUGUAAUACUAAAGCAAACACAUUAAUGCCUUAUUUUUGCACCGCAAUGAGUACUUGCGAUCUUAUUCUUAAUAUAAAUAUGGAGUGUUUAUCGUGUCACGAAUUCGUCAUUUUGUGGCUUAAUUAUCGCAAAGCAAAUGCUGAGGAUGUACCGUGGGACAUUGGAGCGCUGUAUAAGACGCCCUUUGAUGAAGUUUUAGAUAAGCUUCAAGAAUAUUUAGUAUUCCUUAAAAAUAAAGAAAUGAAAGACGCUUAUCUAAAUUUACAAAGAGCGGUAAGCAUAAUUUUUUGACAACUUAAAAUUAAUUACCCACAUUCCGUAAGAUUAAUAUUUUAAUUAAUUAAAAUAUCCAUUUUAUCUCUUAUAUCCAUUUAUAUACAUUUUCAUAUUUUUGUU
Molecule: messenger RNA, 5557 nt
Organism: Monomorium pharaonis (pharaoh ant)
Lineage: Eukaryota; Metazoa; Arthropoda; Insecta; Hymenoptera; Formicidae
Source: RefSeq, a predicted model, not a curated record